ACCACAAAAUAUAAACAGUGGAGUGGUGGCCUGUGUGUCACCCUGUCUUGCAGAGGUAAUGCUGGCCCUCUCACUCCAACUACAGGUUAGCUGUAUGGCAUCAAUGAGUGAGAGGGAAGCCAGGACUAUUAGGUCUUUUUGGUGAGAGGGGGUCUGUCUUGAUGGUGUGUAAUGGUGCAGCCAGCGUCCCUCAGCGAUGUCCAGCAGCAUGCAGCAGAGGGACCAGUACCUCCCCCGGGAUGGUGAGUGGAAGGUGGAGUGCAUAAUUGUGGACGAUGAAGAAGAUGUGGAGGUGGAUGUGUUGUUUGUCAGUGUGGGGCAUGUGUCAGUGGCCUCACAGACUGACUCGGAGUAUUUUGACGCCUGCCAUUCAGACAUUCCUGGUGUGCCUAUAUUCUACUGUGGGCAGCCAUCACCAGGCACUGCCACCACACAGUGCCUCAUUCCAUACCUGACAGAUGCAUGUGUUGGCACUGACACUCCAGGGACACACUUUGCUCAGAGCCAAGGAACACCAUCACACAAGCCAGCUGCCUCCUCCUCUGGUGUUGCUCUCAAGAAAGCAGCUCUGAAGUUGAAAAUAAAUGAGGGAUCACCAGACACAUUGAGCAGAAGACCAUUGCCCCCAACAGCUCCAGCAAAGACCAAGACUGCCACACAAGCCUUUCCUGCCACUAUUCAGAAGAGAGGCAGAAAAAGAAAGGUUUUGCCUAGCAGAGAACAGAAAAAUUCCACUAGACACAUUCCAGCAGUAUCAUCUAAGACCUCAGGAAAGCGGAGCAGGAGAAAAAAGCGAGAUAAUGACUAUGAGUAUGAUUUAGGCGAUAGUGAAGGGGAUGCUGACCAAGUGCUGAGAGAUGAGUGUGAUAAUGUAGAUCAGGACUGGAGCGCAGAUAAGGAGCCAAGGGAUGAUGGCAGUGAGACAGACGGAGAUGAGAAAGAAAGCCUCAGGGAUAAAAAGUUAGACUGGAAGGCCACAAAAGAUGAGUGUGGUGAGGGAGUGGAUUACAAAACACUGAUGGACAAGGUGGUUAAUUAUGGUGAAAGUAGUGAGGAAUAUGAUGAUGAGGAGGACAACAAUGGUGAUGGUUAUGAGGAGUGUGACAACAAACAUGACAUCGAGAAGAGUAACAGAGUGAUGAGAAUAGGAAUAAAUGACCUAGACUCUGAGAGCAGUACUACCAGACAGCAAAGAAAACAUUCUGAGAAGGCAAAACAAAAGUACCACCAGGAGAAGGUAGUGAAGGAGGAUGGGAGGGUAAUGUACCAGUGUCUUAAAUGUAAUGAAGAGUUUGAAAUGCGGAUUCAUCUCAGAAAACAUCGGAAAGUGCACGCAGCAAAGGUGAGGAUAUAUGAGUGUAGUUAUUGUGACAAGGUGUUCACUGAGGCUCGCAGGUAUUACUCACAUGUAGCCUUGCAUAACCGCCACUUUGAAUGUCAGGUGUGCCAGCGACAGUUUUCACUUCUUGGUAACCUGAAAAAACAUCUCGCCACUCAUGAGGAUGCUCCAGACCAGGUGUGCGAGGUGUGUGGCUGUCAGUUCUCAACCCCUGACGAGCUGCAGCACCACCACCAGACACAACACCAGGACGACAAUGUUCAGGAGUAUAAGAUGGAGUGUGAGCAUUGUGGAAAGAAGUAUGUGCGUGAAGAAGCAUAUAAGCAACACACAAGUAAUGCGCCAUACAAAUGCUCUCUGUGUGAAGUGUCAGUAGGCUGUGAAACCAAACUCAAGACUCAUGUGAGAACUCAACAUGGCCAGAGUGUGUGUGAAUUUUGUGGAAAGUCUUUCAAAAAAAACUCCCUCAUCCAUCACAUCAAGAUAGUGCAUCGGGAGGCCUGUGUCCCUUGCCCGCACUGCCCCAAGAAGUUCACCUACCGCUCCAAGAUGCUUGCCCACCUCGAUGCCAACCAUUCACAGGAGAAGAAGUAUAAGUGUGGCAUUUGUGGUUACACAGCACGCACUGUCAACACAAUUAACUUGCACCGCCGCCGCCGCCACCAGGACCCUGCCUUGUCUCCACAGUACAGCUGCAAGUUGUGCACACGCAGAUUUCACCUUCCAUCCAAGCUAGCCCUGCACUACCGUGUGCACACCGGGGAGAAGCCCUACAAGUGCCAGUCCUGUGGCAAGGCCUUCGCCAACAAGUACAACAGGGCAGAGCAUGAGCGCUGUGUCCAUGGGGAGCGCAUGCUGCUGCACCAUCCUGACGGCACCUCCUCUGUACAGGUUGUCAAGCACCGACGGGCACCUCGAGCACCAGGCCGCCGCUGUGAACUGUGUGGCCUUGACCUGCCCACCUGCUGGGCUUUGGUGACUCACAUAAAGGAGCAGCAUAAUGCACAGACCCUGCCCAGUGCACCUCCCGAGGAAGAUGUGGCAGUGGCAACCCUGGAGGCUCAGGAGGGUGAGAUGGGGACUGUGGUGGGGGAGUAUGAGGUGAGUGGUGAUCCAGUGAAGUGUGAGUCAGUAGUGGACAGUGGGGAGCAGGACCUAUUGUUGGCAGCAACCUCUGAUGUAGUGAGCAUUCCGGAGUACGCCACACAUGUGGAGAUUGAUGGUGUGGAGUACCAGGUCUUGCGGCAAUGAAGUGAAGUGCCUCAUACUUGUCGAGUGUCAGAAAGUUCUGCUAACUGCUCAUUCAUAAUCUAAACACGCUUGCUGCUGUUGCCCUGUGUAGAAGUGCAGAAUCAGCUGAUAUAUUAAAUGAAUUUUUACAUUAA
This is a messenger RNA of Portunus trituberculatus (swimming crab), 2724 nucleotides long. RefSeq names its product zinc finger protein 43-like. The transcript has 3 exons. Gene Ontology annotation, biological process: regulation of transcription by RNA polymerase II. Bases 197 to 2590 code for a protein of 797 amino acids. Gene Ontology annotation, cellular component: nucleus. Lineage: Eukaryota; Metazoa; Arthropoda; Malacostraca; Decapoda; Portunidae. Gene Ontology annotation, molecular function: RNA polymerase II transcription regulatory region sequence-specific DNA binding; DNA-binding transcription factor activity, RNA polymerase II-specific. The record is from RefSeq and is a predicted model, not a curated record.